Molecule: messenger RNA, 345 nt
Organism: Ostertagia ostertagi
Lineage: Eukaryota; Metazoa; Nematoda; Chromadorea; Rhabditida; Trichostrongylidae
Source: the annotation of a GenBank genome assembly
AUGGGACAGUCGAUCUCUACGGAUCGCAGAGCAAUCUCUGAGCUUCGCAGAGCAGCUGAGCUUAAAAUGCUUAAUGACGACUUUAUGGAGGCCGAAAUCGUGCUGAAAAAUUUGCAGCUCGCACAGGAAAGUGCUGUCAAGUAUCUUCAGGAUUUCGCUGUUCCUAUUGCACCUCUUAUAAUGGGACUUGGAUAUAGAUAUGAUUGCGCUUUCGGAACCAAUCAUGAGCUGGUUAGAGAUAAAGCUGAGGCUAUGCUACGAAAAAAUGAUGAACGAUUGAAAAUGAUUGGAGGACCGUUGACGCUUAACGAGGUUGACGCAUACCGAGAACGGCACUUUCAAUGA